Messenger RNA from Patiria miniata (bat star), 1690 nucleotides. Its product is annotated as pancreatic lipase-related protein 2-like. NCBI's taxonomy places the organism in Eukaryota, Metazoa, Echinodermata, Asteroidea, Valvatida, Asterinidae. Gene Ontology annotation, biological process: lipid metabolic process. Bases 80 to 1099 code for a protein of 339 amino acids. The transcript has 7 exons. The record is from RefSeq and is a predicted model, not a curated record. Gene Ontology annotation, molecular function: triacylglycerol lipase activity.
ACUGUUUUUCGCUUAGCAUGUCAACAGAGUAGCGUUGAUUUUGUUUUCGAACCAUCUAUAUAGUUUUUGCUUCUUACUUAUGGCUCGUCUUUUACUUGUGACGUUAUGCCUUGUUUGUCUAUCUUGGCAACAGGUGUCUGCCGAGUCUGUAUGUUACGACGAUCUGGGAUGUUUCUCCAACGACCCACCCUUUGAUGUAUUCAAUAGUUUCCCGCCAAAGAGCCCCGACUACAUCAACACUGAGUUCUUGCUGUAUACUCGCGCAAAUACAAAUCGUUAUUUGAAGGUUGAUAGAACUGAUGCAUCCUCCCUUCAGAGUUCUACCUUCAAUUCCGGUAGGAGAACGGUGUUUAUCAUCCACGGCUACACGGAGAAAGGAUCCGAGUCUAUCUGGAUGAGGGAUCUCAAAGACGCACUACUCGCAGUGGAAAAUCUGAACGUGUUUAUAAUUGACUGGGGCAAUGGUGCCAGGAACCUGUACGGUCAGUCAGUGCAGAACACACGCGUUGUGGGUCGUGUCAUUGCCAGAUUCAUGCAGUUUCUUAACACUGAGACAGGUGCAAACUUCGCUCGUAUGCACAUCAUAGGUCAUAGCCUUGGUGCACAUACUGCCGGCUAUGCCGGAGCCUUCCAGUCUGGUAUCGGCAGAAUCUCAGGUCUUGAUCCUGCCGGUCCAUACUAUACUUCCAAUGAUCCGGCUUGUCGCUUAGACGCAAGUGACGCCAUCUUUGUUGACGUCAUUCACACCGAUGCGGAAGCUGUUGGGGCAGGCAUUGUUGCAGCAUGUGGACACAUGGAUUUCUACCCCAACAGUGGCAAGGAACAGCCUGGUUGCCCUCCAAGCCUCGUUGACAUUUCGGACCCCUUAUCUGAGAUUCCUUGCAGUCACGUUCGUGUUUUGGACCUGUACAUUGAGAGCGUAACUCAGUGCGAUUUCGUCGGCUACCCAUGCUCCAAUUGGGACAAGUUCGUUAAUGGGCAGUGCACUAGCUGCAGUUGGAGAGGAUGUCCCAAGAUGGGAUACUGGGCCGAUCUGUCUUCAGCAUCUGGCAACUUCUAUUUACAAACUGGUGCAAAGUCGCCAUUCUGUAAUUUCUAGGUUCAACUUAUGAAGAUAAGAUUGUCUUGAAACCUAAAUGAGUACAAGAAUAAUUUAUUUAAUAAAAAUAAAAUCCUUUACAUUAAAAACUGCAAUAAAUCGAAUACCUCCGGUUAUGUCAUCAUUGGUCAUUUGUGAUACACAAGACACGAGUUAUUUUAAAUUCCGUAUACGGACGAUAGCGUAAACACUCCUAAUGUUGGUGUCAUGGCAAAGUGACAAUCUGCAUAAUAUUUACAUUUUCCCAGUGACGAUCCAAGGAAUAAUAAGCACAUAGAAAGUACUAAAAUAUGAAUGUUAUUAAAAUAUGAAUGUUAGCAGAAACUUCAUAAACUUACUCAAAAAAGCUUCACGGUAAUAUUGAAACUUCAGUGUAAGAUUAAGAUCGAGAGGUGUUCUAGUCAUCCAACUCACCGGAUGCUUACCAAACGAAGUAGCAAACAAAGUGAAUGAAAGUUGAGUGAACAUGCAUGACCAACUUUCUCAAAACAAGAUUUGUCAGCUCAAUUCACACGUAAUACAUGACAUUUAUUUUGAUUUAAAUGUUAACAGAAAUAAAAACCAGCAAUUAGCAUACAUGUUAAAAUACAA